ACACGUGAGCGAGGAAAGGGGGGCGUGUCGGUGUGAGGACAGGGGUGAAAGGUGAAAGGUGAGAAGUUCCCGGCUGCAGGAAGAUGGCUGAGAGGGAGCAGCAGACAGGCUCCCACCAUGGGGAUGAGGUUCUUCCAUCUCUUGUAGGACAUACCUAUAUUGUUCCAAAGAAAGAGAUCAACACGGUUCCGGACAUGGCCAAAUGGAAACGUUCUCAGGCAUAUGCCGAUUACAUGGGUUUUAUCCUCACUUUAAAUGAGAGUGUGAAGGGGAAGAAGUUGAGCUGUGACUAUCGGAUGUCAGAGGCAGUUGUGAAAUUGAUGGCCUUGCUGGACACAUUGGAUCGCUGGAUUGAUGAGACGCCCCCUGUGGACCAACCAUCGCGUUUCGGGAACAAGGCAUUUCGUUCUUGGUAUGCAAAGCUAGAUCAGGAAGCCGAGAAUCUCGUUUCCACGGUGAUCCCUUCUCAGCUAAGCGCGGCAGCGCCGGAGGUGGCUGUGUAUUUAAAGGAGUCUGUGGGCAACGCCACCCGGAUUGACUAUGGCACAGGACACGAAGCUGCGUUUGCCGCCUUCAUGUUCUGUUUGUGUAAAAUCGGUGUUCUCCAGGGGGACGAUCAGCUCGCCAUGGUCUUCAAAGUCUUCAAUCGUUACCUUGAAGUCAUGCGAAAGCUGCAGAAAACCUAUAGAAUGGAGCCUGCAGGCAGCCAAGGGGUCUGGGGCCUCGAUGACUUUCAAUUUCUUCCUUUUAUAUGGGGCAGCGCUCAGCUUGUAGACAAUUCUACACUGGAGCCCAGGCACUUUUUGGACGAGAGGGUGGUGAAUGAAAAUCACAAGGACUUUAUGUUCCUGGAAUGCAUCCAGUUUAUAACACAGAUGAAGACAGGACCUUUUGCAGAACACUCCAACCAACUCUGGAAUAUCAGCGCUGUCCCAACUUGGGCUAAAGUCAACCAAGGCCUGAUCCGCAUGUACAAAGCGGAGUGUCUGGAGAAGUUUCCUGUGAUUCAGCACUUUAAAUUUGGCAGCCUGCUCCCCAUUACGCCUGUCAAGUCCUAAGGAUACGGGAAGAUAGAAGAGAAGAUCCCUCCUGCCUCUAGAUCCAAGCCUUCCCCCUGUCCUUCUCUGUUUUCUGGCUCUGCAGGCAUCUCUCUCUUCCUGCCGUGGAUGGAGGGUAGCAGCAGUGGCCUUUUAGGAGCGGAGAGAGUGAGGCCACAAGAGAACACCUUGGUAUCAGCAUGGUCACCCUUGUAAACCACCAGGGGUGCAGAGCCCGAUGCUAGGAUGGUAUAGGGGGACUAUGGGGUGUCUUUGUGCUCACAGUGGGACUGUUCACUAUGUAGGUCCAGUCAUGGCAUACAACAUUUAGCCAGCAAGUCUCUUGCAACAAAAGAUGGACCCAGAAGUUGGGGAUGGGUUGUUCUCUGUAUCAUAAGUUAAGAUUCUGCACAAUGUAAGUAGACCCUUUUUUUUUUCCCCGCUCCUUUCUGUGUCUUUUAUUCAUCUAUGGAAGAUAGCUAUGAGCGGGUGGCUUCGUCGAGACAAAAUGGGUUCCAUGAUGUCUGUGUUUCAGUGAAGAACCAUUGGGGACUGGAACUCUGCUUUGUCGUGCCGCUUAUAGAGGUUACACAAAUAAAAUCUAAAAUCCCUUA
Messenger RNA from Rana temporaria (common frog), 1651 nucleotides. It is a transcript of the gene PTPA, whose product is annotated as protein phosphatase 2 phosphatase activator. Lineage: Eukaryota; Metazoa; Chordata; Amphibia; Anura; Ranidae. The transcript is spliced from 10 exons. Bases 84 to 1058 code for a protein of 324 amino acids. Gene Ontology annotation, biological process: mitotic spindle organization. Gene Ontology annotation, molecular function: protein tyrosine phosphatase activator activity; peptidyl-prolyl cis-trans isomerase activity. The record is from RefSeq and is a predicted model, not a curated record. Gene Ontology annotation, cellular component: cytoplasm; nucleus; protein phosphatase type 2A complex.